UGUGCAGAGAUUUGAUGAUAAAAUGCUAGAAUAUUUAUUUUGUUCUCAUGUACCGUAUAGUCUGAUAUUCUUCCGUGAAAUACAAACUGCUGUCAUUAACCAAUCUCUGCGUGCCCUAUAAGAGGGAGUUUCCCUGUCCAAAGUCUCAGUGUCAUCCACCCAGAUAAACACACCAGGAACAAGGCUGAGUAGUUCACGGAGCUUUCUUCUGUAGAGAUUUAUUCAUCAUGCUAGGUGUCAAUUUGCAAGCAGGUCACUUUGAGCCUGCCGUCUCUGGCAUCAUGAGCGGCAAGAGCCUCCUCCUGAAGGUCAUCCUGCUUGGUGAUGGCGGCGUGGGCAAGAGCUCGCUGAUGAACCGCUAUGUGAGCGACCGUUUCGACUCGCACUCUUUCCACACCAUCGGUGUGGAAUUCCUGAACCGCGACCUGGAAGUGGACGGGCGUCCUGUGACGCUGCAGAUCUGGGACACCGCGGGCCAAGAGCGCUUCAGGAGCCUACGCACACCGUUCUACCGUGGCGCUGACUGUUGCUUACUGACAUUCGCUGUGGACGACGCUCAGAGCUUCCACAACCUCAGUGCCUGGAAGCAGGAGUUUGUGCGCUACUCGGAUGUGCGUGAGCCUGAGCGCUUCCCCUUCGUCGUGCUCGGAAACAAGGUGGACAAGGUCGAGGACGGCGAACGGCAGGUGCCCGAGGAGGAGGCACGCGCCUGGUGCCAGGAGAACGGCCAUUGCCCUUACUUCGAGACCAGUGCAAAAGACGACACCAAUGUAAGCGCUGCCUUUGAGGCCGCUGUCCGUGAAGUGCUGGCCUGCGAGGAUCACGUCGAUCACACUUUGCUCGGAAGCACUAUUGACCUGCACGGCAAUCGCAAGGCACCACGCUCUUCCUGCUGCUGAGGAUCUCACUGAGAUUAAAUGCUUCAAAUGGUGUUAACCUUCUAGAUGCUCCUCAUCGCUGCCUGCUCCUGCAAAGGUCAAUGUAAUGAAAAGGGAGUAGAUGGAGUGCAUAGAGUCUUGACUGGGGGACUUUCUAGGCUUAUUUAGAUACAGAUGUUAGAGAAAUACUCAUACGGUGUCACUGGUAGAAUAUUAUUUGGUCUGCUUCGCUGCCUACAUUUGCAAAAGAGCCAGUGGUAUGAUGGAGGAGGGACAUCUCUGUAUCCUUAAUCUGAAGUUAUACUGGGCUUAAUUGAGUAAGAUGUGUAACACAACUGCCCACAGAGCGUCACUGGUGUGGUAUUGUGUGUUUGUGUGUGUGUGUGUGUGUGUGUACAAGACAUCAAACUGGAACAUCUACGGAUAAAAAGUCUUUGCUGUGUUGCAUUAACCUUCUGGAUGGUCCUGCCUACACUCACAAAAGGGCAACGGUACGAUAAGGAUGCAGCAUAACCUUGACUCUGUAUCUUUCCUGGCUUGAUUAGCGACAGAAAUUACACACGUAGUGUCGACGGUAUGCUGUAAUCUCUAACUCUUUCCUGCCAAAGGCUCUUGUGCUGCACUGUUUUCUAACAUCUCUGCUUUCUUUUCCUGGAGGUCACGGGGCUCCUACAUGCUUCAUGAAGCUCUCAUUUCUCGUUUAUCAGGCAGAGUGCGUUUCUGCUUGUAUUGUGAUGUUAUACAGUAGCCUAACCACAUUGUUCCUACUUCUGUAAUGCAGGUUUAUGCUACCUUAUGGUUUGUGUAUAUACAAGAGGAAGACUAUUGAUGUUUGAAUUACCCAUCAUGAAGCAUUUUUAGUUUCUGUUCCUUUUCCUAGGUACAAACGUUAUGGUACUCUUUAUACUGGAUGAUCUUUGUUUUAAGGUUGUCGUCUGACAAUGGAGCGGUUGUGUCUGUGAGGUGAAGCAUGUACCAGCUCUCUGUCACUCUGAAAAUAAGGGCUGUCUUGCACAGAAAAUCUGUGGCCGUUUCUACAGUGUGCAUUCACAUUCAGUCCUUCACAUCAGAGCCUAGUAAAGUAUUAAGUGUCGGUCCUAAGUCAGCACUAAUUUGCUUUUGUAGCAGUUAAGCAUCAGGAGCACUUGUGCUCUCGGUCAGCGGUUUUAUGGCUUGUUGUUUUGCUGCCUGUUACUUUUAAAUGGCAAAAUAAUUAGUAAUAUCUCUUUGCUAAUAUGAAUGUGGAAAAAAUAUAACCAAAGCACAUUUGCUCUGGCAUCUUGAACUUAACUUUCAAUGUAUUGCAAAAGGUACUUGUGCACAGUCCUGUAUUUUCAGAUAUAUUUGGUACACAAGAUUUUGAUAUUGAUGAGGUAUGUAACAUUUUAUCCCCCCCACCACAGCCCCCCCACAGCCCCCCCACAGCCCAUAUUAGAUAGUGACCUCUCUUUCUAAGAGUAAACCAGACCUGAUGAAGAUUUUGAUAUCUACUUGCUGCCUAUAUUUAAGCAACAGAUGUAGCUCAUCGGUCCAUCCUUCCACUCAAAGUUUACUCUCCUAACUAAAGUAUUGCAUUAACCUGAAGGAUGGCCCUUGCCUUUGCUUGCUCUUGCAUGUAAACUCCACAAUGCUUUAUGCUCUUGUCCUGCUAAUGGUUCAUGAAGCAGCCUAUAUGGGUUGCAAAUCUCCAUCCAGUUAUCACAGAUUCUUUAUCACAGAUGUUUAAUGAGAAGGGUUCACUGUGAAACAGCAUCAGUUCUGGCGCUGUGUUUCCUCUCACAUUUGCUACAUAGAGCUCUACCAGUAUUUAUUCUCUGUAUUGGAAAAUACCGAACUGCCGAUAGCUGAUGGCAUUUUAAGUUGAGGUACCUGAGUAAGUUGUGUUCACUGUGAUUUGGAUCUUUUUUUAAACGUUAUUACCUUGUUUGGAGUUUUAUUUUAUUUGUUAUAGGUGUUGCAUUCUAGGGAAGGUUUGUGUUCUUGCACACUGAAACAAGUUUUUGAUUGCUUUAAUGAUUCUUUUAAAAUGGCUGUAAUUGAUUUUGUUGUUCGUUAACCAAGAUCUAGGUUUCUGGUACGCUGCAAUAAUCCAUGUUUACUUUUUGCGUUCUGUUUGAGUACCUUGGAAUACCAUUUGCAUAUUACUUUACAGUUUUGGAAAAGUAUUGCUUUGUAAAUCUGCCACAAGUCCACCUAUUUAUUAGUGCACUGGCUUUGCAACUAAUGUCAAAUGUUGUAUGGGUUGCACUUGAUGUUCCCCAAUACCGCUCUGACGUACUAUAACGUUAGUCCAGCGUCACAAAGUAUUUGCUUCGAACUGAGCUCAAAUUGUGUAAUGAUGCCUGAGUGCGGGCGUGUAUCACCUCAACCAUCCAGCCCAGUGUCUGGCAUCGUAUCAGUCUCGGCAAUAAAGGUGGUCAAGGCUGCUUUUGUUUACAAACCGAACUAAUUCAGUUGGCAAAUAUACAAUACCAGUGUGAAUAAACCUUACAACUGACUGACA
Pangasianodon hypophthalmus (striped catfish) is the source of this 3381-nucleotide messenger RNA. RefSeq names its product RAB9B, member RAS oncogene family (gene rab9b). Lineage: Eukaryota; Metazoa; Chordata; Actinopteri; Siluriformes; Pangasiidae. Gene Ontology annotation, cellular component: lysosome; phagocytic vesicle; late endosome. The transcript is spliced from 2 exons. Gene Ontology annotation, molecular function: GTP binding; GTPase activity. The coding region runs from base 228 to 899 and encodes 223 amino acids. The record is from RefSeq and is a predicted model, not a curated record. Gene Ontology annotation, biological process: retrograde transport, endosome to Golgi.